Messenger RNA from Emericellopsis cladophorae, 582 nucleotides. RefSeq lists its product as uncharacterized. The record is from RefSeq and is a predicted model, not a curated record. The coding region runs from base 1 to 582 and encodes 193 amino acids. The transcript is spliced from 2 exons. NCBI's taxonomy places the organism in Eukaryota, Fungi, Ascomycota, Sordariomycetes, Hypocreales, Bionectriaceae.
AUGCGCAAGACAUUUCGGUAUCCAGCAGACGAUGAGACAGAAUCCAACGGCUCCGAUCCAGAAGCGCUCGACGAAGAAGGUCCCGAACAGGAGCAUCUGAUCAAUCGUCUCGCCAACGAAAAUGCCUCCCGCAACGCUUUAUUUGCGCGUGUUCUCCUUUGCCUCCCGAUCGCUGCCUGUAUCCCCUAUCUGCCGACCCUCUUCCACGCUAAGACGAGGAUGCUCUCGGUGCUGAGCAUCACGUCUCUGCUCUCGACAGCGUUCCUCCUUUGGCGAUACCCGACAACGCAGACUGGCAUCGAGAUGCUAGACAAGCUACACACAAAGGGGAAGCCCAAAGCCAAGGUGCUAGAUCGGUCGCCGCUCGAGACCUGGCUGCCAUAUCUGAAUCUAGGCUUGGCGGUCAUGCUUGUGCUCAUGGGCCUGCUCGUUAAGAGUGACGCUACGAGCUUCGGCUGGAUCAGCAUGGGUAACCUCCCUGUGAUCAUAUACGCCGUCGCGCUGGCUUCCAAGGUCGUGAUGGCGAGCGUCGACCCCGAGUCUGAGCUUUCAAGUCUCAAGUACGAGUACAAGGGUGCUUAA